CAGAGCAAGUAAAUCACCAACCAUGGCAGCUCAGCCUCACCAAACACUUCAGGUUUUCAAACACAUCUUCAGCAUCUCUGCACAAGCAGGCAGGUUGUGUGUGUGUGUCUGUGGAUCACUUCAGCAGAGUUAGAGGGUUUUAUUAAUAACAGAUAAAUAUUUAGAGACCUACUUUAAGUACUCAAGAGAAAACACAUGUUUAGGAUCCUGCUUUAAGUUCUUCACAGAGAUGGCUGGCUGCAGACUGCCGGCUUGCCACGAUGACUGAGUACUUUCAGGCAAGCUGUCAAGUGUGAAAUUGGACAUGACCUAUUGACUGCUCUUCAGCACCAAAUUAAAAGAUAAUGAUUAGCUUUUUAGAGUUCUCAGCAGAGGAAGUUUAUUCAUCUUUUACAGGGCAUUUGAAUCAGAGCUACACUUUUGCAGAGUGCUGAUGAGCAUCACCUAAAAGAACAUUAUAGUGCUAGAUUUGCAUCUUAACUCAUAUUGGUCUUAGCAAUGGACUUGCAAUUAAUACCAGGCAUGCCUAAUGAGGCUGUGCCCUUGGCCACUGCACUGCUAAUGCUGGCUCCAGAAAACAUUUUUGUACACAAAAUAGACAUAUUUAUUUCCUUUUUCCCUUUUGUAAAAUAAGGUAUUUUUCCCUCCCCACUGCCCAACAUUUCUUAAUGUUUAGAGUAUUUGAAAAGGGUUUCCCCAGCUUACCGUCAGUACCCAAAAUGUUCUUUGAGACCAGACAGUCUGUGUGCUCUUUUAUAACAGAAAAUAUUUCAGCCUGUUCUCCCUAUUUUCCCUGCUGAGGUAAUGCAGAUGGGUAGCUUAAGGUCUGGAUUAAAAAUGGAACUUGUGUCACUGAGUCAGUUUUUGUAGGCUAGAUAUAAGUAUCACUAUCAAUAAGAAUGACAUCUUUAGUAUGUCUGACAUUUAAGACAGGAAUUAUAAUGAUUUGCUCCCAAAAAGAAAUACUGAAUUAUAUGGAUGGGGAAAAUAGAGUAAAACCAUUGUCUUUUUUAAAGACAUCAGCAUGACAAGUAAUAUUGUCUCAGGAGAAUGGAAGAGAAGUGCAGAAUCACAGAAUAUAUGAGAUGCUGUCUGUGAGCAGGGAGUGAGUCUGGAGUAACCAAAAGUACAUCCACUGAUUUUUUUUUUUAAUGUCAGGAUUGUGGUGUUAAGCUGUAGCAGGAGAACAGACUGCAGGAAUUUCCAAUGAGAGUGUUUGGGAAGAUUUACCUUCUUCUGCACAGGCAAGCUGAGUGUCUGCUGCUAGUGAGAUACGUGAACUAAAACAUAGUCUGAAAGCUCUGUUUUAUUCUGUUUUAUUUCUAUGAGGAUGGAACUGUUCCUAAAACUCAAAAGGUGCUAUUGAGGCAAAAGAGAAGAUAAUCUCAAAGAAGUUAAAGGUGCAUAAUUUUUAUUUCUAGCUUUUUAAAAAUGAGAAUCUUUUACUGUUCAUAGUUAAAUUAUGCUUGGAGCAGUAGCAGAUUGAACAAGAGAUCGAUUUUCUCCUCCCUUCAGCCCCAGCAAAUAAAAAUUCCAUGUGCAAAGCUCACACUCUAUUUGCUACUGUAGCAAAAUAAACUGCUUAAAUGUGUCAAUUUACUCUCAUAGAUGGAAGAUGGCAGGGCUGUAAUUUUUUAUUGGACGUCGCAGAUGUUUAGUUUUACAUAUUUUUGUGAAGAAAGGUAUGUUUUAUUUUUAAUUAAUAAUUUAAUUUGUUUCUCUCUAAAAAAUGCUUAAAUUGCUUAUUCAUAUACUGAUUUGCAAAAGUAUGUUCAUGUUUAGAAGGCUUAAAAUAAAUAUUCCUCUAUGGACAUCAAUAUUGCAACCAUAAGAUUCCAGUUUCUGUUGCCUUGUUAGCACUUCUGUUUUACAGGGUGAAGAUGAACCCCAUUUGAAGAGAAAAUGCUAAGCUAGAGCACCUUUAUCCUAAAAAUACCAAAGUAAGAUAUUAUUCUAUUGAAUUGUGCUGUACAUACAAUGAAAAGGUGUUUAGCUACAAGUCUUUUGCUUGUCCCCACUCAUAAGAAAAAUUGUGAUACAAUUGUGUAUGUAUACAAUAACAUAAAUAUUGAAAAGGAAUUUAAAAUUUUGACCACAAUGUUUCUCCUGUUGAUGGAGAAACAAACAUAUGAAAGAAAGGUGAGAUGUACAAUUACACACAUAUGUUACCAAUUUAUCUGUGUUCAGAUGACAGCCAUUUAGGAAGAUGCUGGUAAAGAAUUUUUGUGUAAAUAAUUUAUUUUUCAAAUAGUUGUGGCCAAAAAUAGUAAUGCUUGCCACUUAGGCACUCUAUUCACUAUUUCAAAUGCAGGUUCCAUUGAUCAGAGGAAGUGAACCAAUUACAGCAAUUCUAUUUAUUUAUUGGUGACAUCCAUAAACAAAAAGCAAAUGUCUGCACAAAAUGAUAUGCUUUAACAUGUCAUUUUAAUUAAUAUUGACAUUUCCAUGAGAUGAUUUACUCCCUCUUGAACUCCUUUAUAUAACCAAUUUUCUCUGUGUAACAGUAAUUGGACUGCCAUAAUUACAGCUGUGACAUGGAGCUUGGAACAUCCAAAAAUGAGGACAAGCAAAUAUUCCUGUACCUGGAUAAGUGACCUAAAUAUAAAUGUACUGCUCUCACACUGUUACUGGAUGAUGUUCAAAUGGAUCACAUAAUGCUCUUUAAAUCCUGCUACAAGUCAGGCAUUCAAGUUUCCACUGAUCUGAUGCAGACUGAGGGUGUUUAAUAUCUUGUAGUGAUGUUUUAUCAGGAUGUUAAUAAUAAAUAAUAAAAAUAAAGCAGGCACAGGCAGAUGAUGCAGUUCUCCAUCUCAUAGGUGAAAGAAAAUAAUACCUAAUAAUCAAUGAGCAGUUGGUCGUGUUCCCAUGGCUACAAUGUGAGAUAUGAUAGUUUUCCCAGUGUUGUGUUUUUCAUAAUAUGUUAAAGAAAGAAUGCAACUUUUACAAUCUUUGAUACUUUUUCUCUCAUACAUUUUAGUGUUAAUAUGGCAGAAUAACCAUGGGAGACUGGAAUUUCCUUGGAGGCAUUUUAGAGGAGGUCCACAUUCAUUCCACUAUUAUUGGAAAGAUUUGGCUCACUAUCCUCUUCAUAUUUCGAAUGCUUGUCCUUGGAGUGGCAACUGAGGAUGUUUGGAAUGAUGAACAAUCAGAAUUUAUAUGCAACACUGAGCAGCCUGGUUGCAGAAAUGUGUGCUAUGAUGAGGCCUUUCCCAUCUCCCUCAUAAGAUACUGGGUCUUGCAAGUUAUUUUUGUGUCUUCCCCUUCCUUGGUGUAUAUGGGGCAUGCCUUAUACAGACUAAGAGCCCUGGAAAAAGAAAGGCAAAAGAAGAAAGCUCAGGUAAGGGUGGAACUUGAAAGCACUGAAUUAGAAAUGACUGAAAAUCGUAAAAGACUGGAGAGAGAGCUCCGGCAGCUGGAUCAAAGGAAGCUGAACAAAGCACCCCUGAGAGGCUCUCUGCUCUGCACUUAUGUGAUACAUAUUUUCACAAGAUCUGCAGUGGAAGUUGGCUUUAUGAUUGGGCAGUAUCUUCUUUAUGGUUUUCACUUAGAUCCCCUUUAUAAAUGUCAGAGAGAGCCAUGUCCAAACACAGUUGACUGCUUUGUAUCUAGACCAACAGAAAAGACAGUGUUUAUUUUAUUUAUGCAAUCAAUAGCAACUGUAUCAUUGCUUUUAAAUAUUCUAGAAAUUAUCCACUUAGGAUUCCGAAAAAUUAAAAUGGGACUCUGUGAGCAGAAUAGAACCAAAGAUGACUCCGAGAGUUUCUACAUAAACAAAUCUAAGAAAUACUCUGUGAUACCACACUCUUCUUUGGGAAUAUCCACCACCCCUCAGAAAACACUGCCUUGUGCCCUUAGCAAUUAUACCUUUCUGAUGGAAAAGCAAACUGACACUAUGCUCUACCCAGUUUUAAAUUCUCCUUCUAUGUUUCAGUCUGUGCCAAAUAACCGUACAGAAAGCAGCAGCAAUUACACCCAUUGCAAUCAGGAAAAGAAAUCUCCAAAGAAGAGGCCAGCUACAAAUGCUUUGGACAAUCAGACUCAAAAUGCUAGCACAAAUAAUAACGAAGGCUUUCUUGGGGAGCUUUGGACUGAGACACAUCAUGCACAAGAAGAGGCUGAAAAGAAACAUUUUCUUGUUGAUACUCAGAAUGCAGACAUGUACUUGAGAAGCUUUGCUGAGAUGCCAUCUCAAACUUCAGUGCAGCCUGAUACAACUUUUCCUGGUACCAGUUGUAGACGACAGGCAGUGGUUGAGAGCACAGCAGCACCAACAAAUUCUCUUCCAAAGAGCAGUGACAGAAGACAAAGCAGUUUCAGUGCAAACAAAGCCCCAAUUCCUUACAAUGCUGAUGGAAAAAACUCCAGCAGACCAGACACUUCUGAUUCCAUGGGGGUGGUGAGCUCAGAAUCCGCACAAAGCAGAAACUGGAACAGUCCUAAGCUUUUCUCCCUGUCUAGGCAACAGUCACUGUCAAGCAAUGCCAGCAGCAGGCGUGCCCCCACUGAUCUUCAAAUAUAACAUGAGCUAACUGAUUACUGCACUAAUCAAUGCUGGGAUAAUUCCUGAGCACAGACACAACCCACACCUGUGUGUAAGUGCAACUAAAUAAUUCAACUUUAACCAGCUCUUUACAUAGGUAGAAAAGUUGUGUAACUCUUUGAAUAGUAGCUAAGUAAUUUUAAACAGUCUCUACUUCCUUUGCAAUGAAAAUGUGGCAUAGACUCAGUGUAUAAACCUCUACACUCCAGUUAAAAAGGAAAAAAUACAUCUUCCCAAUCCACAUAUUAGGAAAAAGUCAGGCAUAAAAUCACAGGUGAUACUAUUUAAACUGAAUAAAAGUAGAAGACAAAAUUUGCAGGCUAAGGAUAUUUUUUACAAGGAUCAGUAAAUCAAAUUAGGCUAAAGAUGCUCUCAGAGGAAUGUAUUGGUAAACAUGUCUCUGCCUAAUCAGUCUGAGAAUUCAAACAGACAUUUGGUAGCUGACCAAAAGCAGAAUGUCAAACUUAUUCCACUGUUCAAACUGUUGUAAAUACAAAGAGAAAAAGCAUUUACAAGACAGAUAAUGAAUUCUUUGGCUCCAUGGUACACUUUUUUUUCCAGUGUAUCGCCAGUGACUUCCUCAGCAGAAAAAUCAAAGUGAAUUCGUUAUGGUAUACUAUCAGAAUUCAAUAUAUCACUAUUUUUUUAAAACAUCAUGAGUUACAGACAUGUUGUGAGCUUUACUUUUGCCAUUUUUUAUAACGCUAAUAAGAUAGCAAAACCAGAAACCAAGUUACUGAAAUUUACUAAUCAGAUAUUUUGAAUUUCACAAACUAGAAGGCUUACUAUGGAAAACAGAAAAAAACCCCAAAACCAAAGACAGAGAAGUAAAAAAAGCAAAUAUGGUAAUACCUCCUGAUUUCAGUUACAAUGUCAAAAGAUAUAUAAAAGGUUUAUCAAACAGUAAAACUACUCCUUUUCUGUUUGUCUGUCCCCCUAAUUCUGAUAAAAUCUUAAACAAAGCUUCUACCUGUUUAGGAGGAGCAUUUGUAUUUAUGCUUUUUAUAGGGAUAACAAAACAUUAGGACAUUUAUCCACUUGCUGUUCAGGCCCAUAUGGUGUAAAGGAAGUUCCAUGAAACACCUUGAAAUACCAAAGGAGGCAAAGAUAAACAAAAUACUAUGGUACAAUUUUAAUCAAACUUUCUAUGUAUGAGAUACAUUUAUUUGAGUUGCACAGCACUGAAACACUGUAAAUACUUGCUGAGGUGGUCCCAGCUGGAAUGCAUUGGUGUUUUUAUGUGUAUUUUUUACUGGCAGAUUUGACAUAUUGUUCAUGUACUGAAAACAAUAAUUUGUGAGAUAUAGCAUAAUGAUGUUACAGCACAAUUAAAUUCUUGAAGUGCACUGUCAUUAUGCUUACCAGACAGCCAUGAUUCACUGAAAACUUUACAAUACUGGCAAAAAAGGAGCCAGAAAACCUAAAAAGCUCUUUUGCUUGUAGCAGUAACAUUAAUUUGGACCCGUCCACAUAAGAAAUACACACAAGAACUAUUAAAACUAUUCAUUGUAGAUUUCUCUCCAGUAUUUCUCUCCUUUUCAUUUCUAUGUGUAUACAUAAAUACAGCCCUGCAUAAUUGUGUUUACACUGUAAAAUUGAAGGUUGUCUAAUAUACUGGAAUGCACAUUACUGUAUAGUGUGACUUAGGCAAGUUAAUGCUGCUGCUGUGCUUUAAUUCUUGCAUUUCUUGAUGCAUAAAAUUCUGUGAACAAUAACUGCUCAUGCUUGAUUUGUAUUUAAUCUCUCCAUAAUAAAAAGCCUCAUAUUUAAUGCACUCUGUUCCUGUUGUCUAAUUAAUAGAAAGCAUUUAGAUGUUCAUGUAUGGGACAUGACAUUUGUGGUUUUUUUUGUUCAAGACAAGUCAAAAAAUAGUAUUUAUGCUGCUGUGAGAGAAAUUUUAUUAGCUUUUUUUAUGUCUGGACAUGAGUCAAACAUUCUUUUAAACAGAGCACCUUCCCAAAUGAAGAGUAACUACUGAAAAAUAAAACCAUUGCAGAGGAGCAUGGAGAAAAAGUGUGAAAACUAACAUCGUAUGUGCAAGAUCAUUUGGUUGGUCUUUUUAAAUUAUUAUUUUAUUUCUACAAUAAAUAGAUUUUAUCUGUCAGCGUUUCAGAAAAAUAAUCAGGUAUAACUGCUUCUGGUUUUUUUCU
Zonotrichia albicollis (white-throated sparrow) is the source of this 6690-nucleotide messenger RNA. The record is from RefSeq and is a predicted model, not a curated record. NCBI's taxonomy places the organism in Eukaryota, Metazoa, Chordata, Aves, Passeriformes, Passerellidae.